Messenger RNA from Brassica napus (rape), 5185 nucleotides. Its product is annotated as 4-substituted benzoates-glutamate ligase GH3.12-like. NCBI's taxonomy places the organism in Eukaryota, Viridiplantae, Streptophyta, Magnoliopsida, Brassicales, Brassicaceae. Gene Ontology annotation, molecular function: acid-amino acid ligase activity. The coding region runs from base 892 to 2712 and encodes 606 amino acids. The transcript has 3 exons. The record is from RefSeq and is a predicted model, not a curated record. Gene Ontology annotation, cellular component: cytoplasm.
AUAUAACUAAAUUGUUUAAGUGUAAUAAUCCGGAUUAACGAGGUGUAGAUCCGAUUUUCAAGGGUAACGAGAUUUUCUACAUGUGCGGAGUGUGAGUUGAAGUGGAGAAGCGUGCAUUUGUUCAGACUUGCGCCUUACGUGAAGAUAGGUCAUUGCUCAUAGGUAGCUGCAUGGGGACUUGAUUAAUUAGCUAAAAUAGUAAGAAAAUUAAACUAAGAUUCGUACGAUUAUUUAUCUCACACAUCAUCGUUUUAUCCGCGUACAAACAUAUAGCAUCUUGUGUUAGCUUACCACAUUUUCCAAAUCGUUUCACACGUUUUCCUAAAAUCUCAUUAAUUUCUUUAUAAUCUAGUCAAACAAAGAAAAUCGUUAUUCCCGCUGGAGACUUUUUAAUGUACAACGUUAAAUAUUUUAUUAAACACUGAACAUGCUUCAAAAACUAUCCGCUUGUGAGUUGUGAUUUACAUACUUUUAUAUGGGGUUUGUAAUAUUAACAUUUGAAUAUACAUAGCUUUUAUCUUCUCUGACGUGAAAACCCGGGAAGUUAUGUGUAAAUUAAGUUUUGAAAAUUCAAUUUUAAAACAAAGAUUUUUUUUGUAAAUAAGUUAAUAGUCAAUAUAUAAGAAGGACAUGCCAUGUUUGCAUGAUGCCAUUGACGUGAAUACGAUUAGAGUUAUCGAGUUUCCAAUUGCGGAAAACGCUAAGGUUUGUUUUUUUUAACUGACAGACAAUAGCAAUAUGUCAAUAUUCAUGGAAUGACCCUAUUAUGCUGAGGGUUUAACUAGUCUUGUACGUAUAAAAUAAUUUUAUAUCUAUUGCCAAUUUGCUGUAUAAUGAGUUCUUUGAUUUCAGGAGGACUAAGAAAAUCAAAGAACUAAGAGACAAUUAAAUAUGAGUAUGUGGGCUGAUCUCAGCGAUAAAUUAGACGAGAAGGUUUUGGAAGACUUGACGUCCAAUGUGAAACAAAUGCAAGACGAUGUAUUAAAGGAGAUACUCACACUUAAUGCUAACACUGAGUAUCUUAGGCCUUUUCUCCAUGGGAGUUCUGAUAAAGAGCUUUUUAAAAAGAAUGUUCCGGUGACGACCUACGACGAUGUGAAGCUUUUCAUCGAUCGUGUCGCAAAUGGAGAGCCCUUUGACGUUAUUUCUGGCAAACCUGUUACCGGAUUCUCACUAAGUUCCGGAACAUCUGGAGGAAAACGGAAGAUGUUUCCAUGUAACAAGAAAUACUUGGAAAAUUUGAACUUCAUCUAUUGUUACCGCUCACUCGUUAUAAGCAAGCAUUUUGAUGGUCUUGAGCAUGGAAAGGGAAUGGUGUUUAACUUCUGUGUUCCAGAGCAAACAACUCCCUCUGGGCUGCCAGUUUCAGCUGCGACGACGCUCUUCUUCAAGAGUGAUUACUUCAAGAACCGACCAUCGUAUUGGCAUUGGUCAUUCACAAGUCCUGAUGAAGUCAUACUGUGUUUAGACAACAAACAGAGUUUGUACUGUCAUCUUCUGUGUGGCAUAGUUCUAAGAGACGAGGUUGUGAAGGUUGGUACAGCCUUUGUUUCCACCUUGCUCCGUGUAAUUACUUUUCUUGAAAAACAUUGGAAAGAAAUUUGCACUAAUAUUCGUUAUGGCCAUCUUAGCGAGUGGAUCACUGAUAUUAGCUGUAGGGAUUCUGUUUCCAAGAUCCUUGGAGAACCUAAUCCUGAAUUGGCUGAUCUCAUAGAAAAUGAAUGCAACCAAAAGUCAUGGGAAGGUAUAAUUCAAAGACUUUGGCCUAAAACCAAAUUCAUCGAAAGCAUUGCAACCGGUCAAAUGGCUCAACACAUCCCAACGUUGGAGUUUUACUCUAACAAGCUGCCUUUGAUUUCGUCGAGUUAUGUUUCUUCGGAAACAAUGUUUGGGAUUAAUAUAAAUCCUCUUUGCAAACCACAAGAUGUGUCAUACACGUUUAUGCCCCACUUUUCAUAUUUUGAGUUCUUACUUGUUGAUGCUGGUGAUGAAGUCGAAAUUGUUGAUCUUGUGGAUGUCAAGCUAGGGUGUCAUUACGAGACUUUGGUCACAAAUCACUCUGGUGAGUUACACUUUUACUUAACAAAUAAUUUUACAUUUUUAUUUUCAGCUGAUGGAUUGGUAUUAUUUUUUUUGCUAGGCCUACACCGAUAUAAGAUGGGUGAUAUUGUACAAGUGACUGGAUUUUACAACAACGCACCUCAGUUUAGAUUUGCCCGUAGAGGAAAUUUGGUUCUAAGUGUUCAUAUGGAGAUAACUACGGAUCAAGCUCUUUUAAAUGCGGUGACACAUGCAAAGAUGGUUCUUGAAUCAUCAAAUUUGAUGUUGAUGGACUUCACAGGCUAUGCUGAUAUUUCUACCACUCCAGGUCACUAUGUUCUUUACUGGGAACUCAAAGGCAAAUAUAGCAAUGACAUAGCUAAAAUUGAUGAUAAGGUUUUAGUAGAAUGUUGUUACGUCGUGGAGGAAUCGCUGGAUAAUUUUUACAAAGAAUAUAGGAAAAAUGGAUCAAUUGGAGCUCUAGAGAUAAGAGUGGUGCAACAAGGAACUUUUGAUUCUCUCAUGGAGUUUUUCAUCAGUCAAGGUGCUUCUUCAACUCAAUACAAGACGCCCAUUUGCAUCAAAUCUACCGAGGCCAUAGCGAUCUUAGAAAGAAAGGUUCGUGCUCGAUUCUUUACCGAUAAGUCCCUUUCUUUGAAGUUUUCAUCUUAAUAUUUAUAUUUUGUAUGCAUUGGCAAAAUUUCGCAAAUAAGAGGAGACAAAAACUCAAGCUUUUCUAUCUUUAUUUUAAAGUGUAUUUUUACUUGUGCAAGUGCAAUUUGGUUUCUUACUACUUACUAGUGUGGCUGUGUUAUAUUUUCUCUAAUGCCACUUCAAGGAUUAAUGUCCUUGCAGCCCACCUUUUUGCGAUAUAAACUUUUUGAGCCUGGAGAAAUUUGAGUAAAUGCUUAAAGAAAAUACUGGAAAAAUUAAGGGAGGCCUUGAAUGUUAAGAAAACCAAAAUCCAGGAAAAUCAUAUAAGUUGGGACCCACGAUCAUACAAAUAAAAAGAAAUAAAGAAGAUAGAAAAGUGAUUUGGGGAACUUUUGGUGUAGGAACGAGAGAAAAAUGUGUGUAGAUUUAGAGAAUAGUUACAGAAUGUGUGUGAAACAUAUGUUAUGUGAUAAAUUAUAUCAAUUCCAGCGAAUGUAAAUACCAUAGACGAGUAGCUCUUAGUGAAGAGCUGAAUGAUACUUUGUUAUCUGAAAUCACGAGAGGCUACAUGCUUUACAGCUUAAAACUCAGUUAGGAACUGUCUUUAUAGCACAGCCAGAGUUUCCACCAUAACAGAGCCAUCUUAACAGAGGAAAAAACAUCUGAAGUAACAAGUUGAGAUCAAAGAGAUACUAGUAAAUAAAUAAAUACGAUCAGAACAAAAUUUCUGAAAGUUUCUGAAUGUUCUUCUUAGGACUUACACUCUUACAUACUUGAGAGUACAAUCUAGUUUUCUAGUAGACUGAAAUACUAAGAACAUAAUAGUUAACUACAAAUGAAUGUAAAUCUUCACACUUAAGUGGCUGAUCUCGAGUUAUUGAGUUAUUAACGAUGAUAUCAAAUGGUUGAGUAAUUGACAUCUUAACAAAUAGACUGCAUUUUUAUUGUUCAUGAUCAAUGUGGCAUAUGAUUUUACCUGGAGUUGCAGGUGUUGGAUCAAAUAAAAGGCCCAAUGGCUUUUAUUUAAAAUGUAAUGAAAAAUGACUUGGGCUAAAUAUUAUUAAGCCCAAAAUCAAGUCAUUUAAGUAUAUGAGAAAUGUCCCACGUCGGGGAAGUAGAUAAGAGAAGAGUUAUUUAUAUAUGUGUCUAUGACAUAAGAUUGUAAACGGCUUGAAGAGAGAUGUAGGCUUUCUAUGUGCAUGUUGCCACCGGCUGGUUGGGCGUGGGCGUGGACAUGGGUCUUGAGUCAAGGCUUCUGGGACCAAGUAAAACUCAAUGUUUUUGCCCGACAAGUAACUUAUCUAGAAAAUAAAAAUAUCAUUCAUUUUAUUCUCUCGGAAUAUUUAAACGAGAUAAGAGUGAAUCUUGGGGAAUAAUUUUUGAAAUUCAACUUCCCGUAAUCUCCGCGAAAUUUCCGCCCACGUGCAGCAACUGUUGCGGGAAGUGACUCUUGUUCUUCUAUUUAAAAUAAACCUGAUUCUCUUCAUUCAUUUCACUACUUUUUACAUCAAAACCAACAAUAAAAAAUUCCUUAGCGUAAGUCAUAAGUCUGAAAGUGUUUCGUAGAGUUUAUAGUUCGAUAGGGCGUUCACGAGUGAAGCGUGAUCGUUUCCCAUGGUUAUAUCUUGGGACUCGAUAUUCAUACAGUCUCGUCUCAUUACGGAGCAAAUAUUUAAAGUUAAGUAAAGAGAUUAUAUCUCGACUUCAUGUCUAUCAUUUUGUCUUAUUUGAAUCGUCUAUUUUCUUAAACAUAGCUUUUAUCAUAUCGUUUAUGUCAAUGACCAAUAGCAAUCCGCUAGAAUCAGAUAGUUACAAAAAGAGAGAUUCGAGCAAGCAAUAGGGUACUAGAUGAAGCACAAGAUGGAUCGACUUAUAUGUAAACCGUGCAGAAUCUUGUUUAUUUUUUUAGAAAAGUUGGACACACAUGAUUGCGAGAUAUCAAUGCAACAAGAAGACUCGAAAGCCAUUUCAGACUAAGAUAAGUAAUCGUCGUGUAAUUGUAAAAAAGAAAGAAAAGAUUUGCGUAGUUGAAAUCGUCGUGUAUGAAAAUUUCUUUUGAUUCAUAAUUCAAUCUCGAUUGUUAGUAAUAUUGUAUUUAGAUUCAACAAAAACAAUGUUGUAAUUAAGUUGUCGUUAUAUGAAUAUGAUUGUGACGGUGAUAUCUAAGCCCUUGUCAUCUUAAAGUUUAUAAUUGGAUGGGAGAAACCAUUCAGCAUUUCUUCUUGGUAUUUCUAAACAUUGUUUGGUUUUAAAUUUGGUACCAAUCUAAAUUUUAUAAAGACACCAAAAUCUAAGAUCUUAAUUAAUGAAUAUAUAUAGAUUUUGAUAUAUAUAUAUAUAGUACUCUCAUUCACUACAUAUGAUUAAUAUUGAAGAAAAUAUACGAAGAGAAGAUGAUUAAUAAGAUAAUAUUAUCAUAUCUUAAACAUAAUUGAGACCCAAUAUAUAUAAAGCAAAAGAUUACAAAGUAACAUGACAAACUUUUCAACAA